Messenger RNA from Caenorhabditis sp. 36 PRJEB53466, 449 nucleotides. The record is from the annotation of a GenBank genome assembly. Lineage: Eukaryota; Metazoa; Nematoda; Chromadorea; Rhabditida; Rhabditidae.
AUGCUUCUGAUCUUCCUUCUCCCUCUGCUCGUCGACUCUUUCCUCUUUGGCUUCGGUGAGUUCGUCUGCCCUUUCAAAAUCCAAAUGAUAUUUCAGGAGGCGGCGGCGGCGGUGGAUGCUGUAACUCUGGCUGCGGAGGCUGCAAUUCCGGCUGCUCCUGUGCCCCACCACCUCCUCCAGUCUGUCUUCCUCCUCCACCUCCUCCCUGUCCGAUGCCUGUCCCAUGCCCUCCACCACCACCGCCUUGCUCUUGUCCUCCUCCUGUAACUAUGUAUCAAGUAAGUGCAAUUCCCUAAUAGCAUCUGUAUUCCGAUCUCUUCCAGCCCUGUAUGGUGCAGCAAUACGUGCCGAGAUGUGGAGGAUGCGGCAGUUACAGUGGGGGAUACGGUGGGUACGGUGGCGGCUGCGGAAGGAGAAGACGAUCGGUAAACAACCAGACGAUGAACUGA